CUUGUCAUUGAAGGAAAGGUGGGAACUGGAUAUCUAAGUAACAUUGCCCUUGAUGAUAUCACAGUCACUAAAACAAAAUGCACAGUACCCCCCGCAUGUAACUUUGACAAUGGAGAUAUGUGCAGCUGGAUGAAUCUUGGCUUGAGUGACAAUUUUGACUGGAUACUGAACAGAGGCAAUGCAAGCGCUUCUAGUAACAGACCACCAGUGGAUCAUAGCCAGAAUUCUGCACAAGGUUAUUAUGUCUACAUGGAAUCACGCCAGCUCCAGCUAACCCCUGAGAAGGCUUACCUCCUCAGUGCAGAGCUGGCGGCCACAAGUGGAGCAACUUACUGUUUCAACCUUUCCCCUCCUGAUGCAUUGCCGCCUGGUGUAACGGCAGUUCCAAGAAACACAUUUAGUACAGCCAAUCCAGGCUCUUUCACAUCAAGUCCAACCACUUUCAACUGCAAUUUUGAAUCCAACAUGUGUGCCUGGACGAACUCAACAAGUGACAACUAUGACUGGUCAUGGGGAAAAACAGCCUCACAGGUGGCAAAUGGCAGCAGUAACUUACCUAAUGUUGACCAUACUACAAAUUCUGGGGGUGGCCACUUUGUCUACUACAAUAUGAGACAAGGUAUUGCCAAUGGCGUUGCUCUCCUGACCAGUCCAAAGAUUUCAGCAAGUGGUCCUAAAUGUCUCAGGUUCUGGUACAACAUGAACAGCAAUGUUAAGCAGUUAAAUAUUUACAUUAGGAAGGGAAGUGCACUUUCUGUGUCACAAAAAAGUAUGAUUGGAAGUCAAGGUCCAAACUGGCAUGAAGGAUAUUUGAACAUCAAUGAGACUGGCACAUAUCAGGUAGUGUUUAGCGGAGUAAAAGGGGUCAGUGGAAUUGACGGAGUCAUUGCACUUGAUGACAUAACAAUUGCAGAUGGCAUAUGUGAAGUCCCGUCACCAUCAAUUGUUAACUUGACAGCAAGCCAAACAUUCAGCUGUGACUUUGAACAGCCAGACUUGUGUAAAUUCACUCAGGACACCACUGAUGACUUUGAUUGGACACAGCAGCAGCGAGGAACUGACACUCAACUCACUGGCCCAGAAAAUGACCACACUUAUGGAACUGCUGAUGGGCACUACGUGUUUACUGAGGCAUCAGAUAUCAAUGGGCAGAUCAAGCAGUCUGGUGAUUCUGCCCGACUCAUCAGUCCAACCUUCAUUUCUGUCAGUGAAGAUAUCUGCCUCAACUUCUUCUACCACAUGUAUGGACAGAGCAUGGGAACUCUCAAUGUCAGGCUGCGAACUGGUCCUAACUUCAAAGCUCUGAAUCAAGUGAUAUGGACAAUGAGCGGAGAUCUUGGCAAUCAGUGGAAUAUAGGAGAAGUAACAAUACCAGCCGUGAUGAUUUCACAGAACUUUCAGAUUGUCUUUGAAGCUGUGAGAGGAAUCAGUUACUUCAGUGAUAUAGCCUUGGAUGAUGUUUCCGCCAAGCUGGGACCUUGUGCAUCACGGGCCACAUGCAAUUUUGAUACAGACAUGUGUUACUACUCAGAUUAUCCAGCAGAUUAUAACUGGAUCCGACAUCAUGGCUCCACAGACUCUGAUUAUACUGGACCUAGUGCUGACCACACCCAGGGAAAUGACAAUGGCUAUUAUAUGUACUUAGAGGCAUCAGCACCUCAUAUCCAAGGGCAGACAGCAGUUCUUAGCAGUGAGAGGUUGUCACCAACAAAUGGCAGCUGCUUCACUUUUUGGUACCACAUGUAUGGAAGCAGUAUUGGGAAACUCAACAUUCUCAUCAGCAUCACUCCGACACAGAAUGCCACAGUCUGGUCACUCUUCGGUGAUCAGGGAAACCAGUGGCUCAAUGGUCAAGCUCCGAUUGUAUCCCAGUACAACAGUUUCUUUAUUUUAAUUCAAGGUGUAAGAGGAGUUGAAUUCGAUGGAGACAUUGCAAUUGAUGAUGUAGGAUAUCAGAACUCUCCAUGUGGAACACUCCCUGCUACGGCUAAGCAAAUAGUACACAUCCUGACACCACCACCUCCUGUACAGACAUCUACCGGACCUUUAGACUGCACGUUUGAAACAGACAUGUGUUCUUGGGUACAAUCAAAAACCGAUAUUUUUGACUGGCAGAGGGAAGCCACACGGGAUCCUUCAUCUAGCUCUGGACCCACUGUAGAUCACUCCGGGUCUGGCUUCUUUGCCUUCAUUGACUCCUCUACACCACGCCGCCAGUACGAUAACGCCAUCCUCAACAGCCCUGUCACAUCUGGUGAACACUGUUUUAUCUUCUGGUACUACAUGUGGGGGGACCAUAUCUGGACACUGAAUCUCUACAAGGGACCCAGCAAACAAACUCUGCUGUGGACCAGACAAGGAACUCAGGGCAAAAAAUGGCUGCAAGCAAACAUCUACAUUGACAGUGCUUAUGCUUAUGUGCUGCAAAUUGAAGCCAUUGUUGGAUCAGGAGCAGGUGGUGACAUAGCCAUAGAUGACAUCUCUGUUACAAAUAGCAAGUGCCCAGAAGCACUUCUAGGUGUUCCUGGUGUCAGCUGCAAUUUUGAGCUGGAUUUCUGUGGCUAUGUCCAAGACAAAACAGAUGAGUAUGACUGGACAUGGCACUCUGGUUCCACACCAUCAGACAACACAGGACCAGUGGAGGAUCACACAUAUGGAACUAGCUAUGGCAAUCAAGGACCAGACUGGAUUAAGGCUACAGUAGAUAUUACAGCCAACUCUAAUAGAAUAGACAUCAUAUUUGAGGCAACUACAGGCAUUGAUUAUGACAGCGACACAGCCAUUGAUGACGUUGUACUGAGAAAUGGAAAAUGUACUAGCAAAGGUGUGUCUUGUAACUGUGACUUCCAGAUGGGCAUGUGUUCUUGGACAAAUUCACAGAAUGAUUCUAUGGACUGGCUUCCUGAGUCGGGCUCAACAGAUUCUCCCGAUACAGGGCCCCAAAGCGAUCACACAUUUGGCAACUACUCAGGCUACUACUUGUUCAUUGAAACCUCAACACCAGUGAUGCCUGGUGACAAUGCAAUUCUCCAGAGUGAGCUUUUUGAGCCAGAGAAUGAUGUGGUUUGCUUCCACUUCUUUUACAACAUGUAUGGUGACACCAUCGGCUCGUUGCGUAUCUGGCAGGUCUACUACAACAUCAGUUCAAAUAAACUGCCAGAGAUAAGUCGCCAGGUUUUGUGGAUGCUCAGCGGAAAUCAGUCACAGGCUUGGCUUGAGGGAGUGAUACCAAUUGUCAAUUCAAAACAGAGUUACAAGAUUCUUAUUGAAGGUGUUGCUGGAUCAUCAUAUACUGGUGACAUCGCUAUAGAUGACAUAUCCAUUAUCCAUGGAGCAAGUUCGUGUGUUUUGUCACCAGCUAAUGCAUCACCGACUAGCACUGUACCACCCCCAACAGCAACACCUCCUAUUGCCCAGAUUCCAGCCAACUUCAACUGUAAUUUUGAUACUGAUAUUUGUGGAUGGACUCAGGAUACUAUCAGUGGACAAAUGUGGAUUAGAUAUCAUGGCGUCACACCUUCCUUAGACACAGGUCCUACUACUGACCAUACAUCAGGAAAUGGUUUUUACAUUUACCUGGAGACCUCUACUGGAUAUCCUGGUAUGAAAGCCAGACUGAACAGUCCUCUCAUUACUCCUGGAGCUUAUCAGUGUUUCUCAUUUUGGUAUCACAUGUAUGGUGAAACAGUAGCAAGCCUCGAUGUCCAGCUAAAGGGAUCUAACGGUACUUCAGUCAUGAUCUGGCAGGCAACUGGCUCUCAUGGAGAUCAAUGGAUUCAAGCCCGCAUUGACAUUGGUGAUUCAACUCCUUCUUUUGCCAAUCAGAUUGUUCUGGAAGCUGUUCAAGGAUCUUCAAUUACUGGCGACAUUGCUGUAGAUGAUGUGCAACUGGUUCCAGGACUCUGCUCAGCUGCAGGAUCCUCACCCAUUGACUGUGACUUUGAGAAUGUGGGCAUUUGUGGGUACAUGCAGGAUUCCAGAGAUCAGUUUGAUUGGACAUGGUCUUCUGGUGAAACAUCGUCUGACAGUACAGGACCCACUAGUGACCACACUUAUGGAACUGUCUUAGGUCAUUACAUGUACACCGAAGCAUCCCCUCAGUACUAUGGAGACAUAGCUAGAUUAUGGUCACAACCAUUUAGACCGACACCUGGCCAGUGCUUGUCCUUCUACUACAGCAUGAAUGGAGCUGACAUGGGGACCUUGUCUGUGUUCUAUGGCUACCUCAACCAAACUGCCAAUCUUGGCAUGACCCAGUUGUGGAGUCUGAGUGGCGAUCAGUCUAGUCAGUGGCUACAGCAGUAUGUCCUGCUGCCAGUGCCAGUUGCUCAGCCAGUGAAUAUUGUAUUCCAAGGAAAAAUGGGACCAAGUUUUAUGAGCGACAUGGCUAUUGAUGACAUCAAGCUUCUGCAGUUCUGCCCUGCUCCAGGCGAAUGUACCUUUGAAGAUGGCUUAUGUGGAUGGAUGGCCCCCUCUUCAACAUUUCAUGGCAUUGACUCACAGUUUGUUCGGGCAACUGCCAAUUCAAGAAUAUUUGUUGCCGCUGCACCACAUCCACCAGUUGACCACACUACAGGAACAGGCAAUGGAACUUACAUGAUUUUGCAGUCAGAUUUAAACAGUGGAAGCCAGCAAAGUCAGAAUGUGAGUUUGGUCUCAGACGUUAUCCAAGCCACGGGAUCUAAUGGAAAGUGUUUCCACUUUUGGUUCAACAACUAUGGGAUUCAUUUUUCAACAGCUUCUCUUGUCAUUCUGCAAAAGCAAAUCAUAUGGAGGUUAUCAAGUAGCACCAACACCACAAGCUUGUCUGAGGCUCAGGCCUUUGUCUACAGUCUGACACCUUUAAAGAUUGCAUUUAAUGUCACAUUACUGGGAGGUUCUGGUUCCUUUACUGUUGAUGACUUUACCUUUACUGAUGGUUACUGCACAGUGAAGCCCCAAAGCGCUUAUGUGGCAGGUGGUGCAAAUGCAACAAUACAGCCUCCAGUUACUCCCUUCACUGGUACAGGCCUGCCUACCGAUUGUGAUUUUGAGAGUGGCUUUUGUCACUGGACUCAGCACACAGGAGAUGAUCAGUUUGAUUGGUCAAUAACUUCAGGAGCGACAGACACAAAGACCACUGGACCUUCUGUGGAUCACACUUAUAAAACUGAUGCUGGGCACUACAUCUACAUUGAAUCAUCAAGCCCAAGAAUUCCUAACGACACAGCUGUCAUUGAGAGCCCAACUUUGAAUGGAACAAGUCCAGUGUGCCUUAUAUUCUGGUACCAUAUGUAUGGUGCCAGCAUCAAUGCGCUCAACAUGUACACUAAAGCUCUAGGACAGCCCCGAGUGCUGCUAUGGACACGUCACAAAAACCAGGGCAGUGACUGGAUUGAAGCAGCUGUUGAUCUACCGAAUCAUGCUUUGAAUAUUUAUAGCAGAAUAGCUGAUAUUUCACUGAUUUCAGGCUCUGAUGAUACUGCUGACCGCUGCGAUUUUGAGACAGACAUGUGCGGAUACGUAGCUGAAACAGUUAUUCCCUGGGUGCGACGGCAGGGACUAACGCCCACUGCUAACACGGGCCCAACAUAUGAUCAUACCUACCAGACUGUACAAG
Messenger RNA from Candidula unifasciata, 5599 nucleotides. NCBI's taxonomy places the organism in Eukaryota, Metazoa, Mollusca, Gastropoda, Stylommatophora, Geomitridae. The record is from the annotation of a GenBank genome assembly.